ACCCGGGCGGAGGUGGCAGCGGCUGCGGCAGCGACCGCUGCCCCGUGUCACCCGCUGCCGGGACAGCCCGGCUGCGUUACGGAGCGCCGGCCGCAAUCUCAGACAGCGAGCGAGGGAAGGCGCCCGCCCCGCACUUCGCCGCUUUCCGCGGGGAAUCGCCCGGGACACCCGCCGGCAGACCCACACCGGCCGCCGCCGCCGCGCCAUGGCGCUCGCAAGGCAAGUGCUUUGUCUCUCUGCUUUCCUGUCGCUGCCGCUCGCUCGCGCCGAGCCCAUCCGCUACUCCGUAGCCGAGGAGGCGGAAAGCGGCUCCCUGGUGGGCAAGCUGGCGGAGGAUGCGGGGCUGACGCCGGCGCAGCUCUCGGCUCGCCGCGCCCGCCUGGUCUCGGAGGACGGCCGGCAGCAUUUUCGCUUCGAGCGCGCCUCCGGCCGCCUCGUCGUGGCGGGGAGGCUGGACCGGGAGGAGCUGUGCGGCCAGUCCGCCACCUGCAUGCUCCCCUUCGAGCUGCUGCUCUCCAGCCCCCUGCAGUUCUUUCGCGUCGAGGUGGCUCUGGAGGACAUCAAUGACCAUUCACCUAUUUUCCGAGAAGACCGAGUCACUUUUGACAUCCCAGAGACAAGCGACACGGGUUCACGUUUCCCUUUGGAGGUUGCUCACGACCUCGAUAUUGGCAGCAACACAGUUCAGGAGUACAAAAUUGCUCCCAAGAACGAGUAUUUCAGUGUCUCCUAUGGGAGUCGUACUGAGGAUGACAAAUAUCUAGAACUUGUUUUGGAAAAGCCACUAGACAGAGAGGAUCAGGCAGAGAUGGGUUUCAGUGUUAUUGCUGUGGAUGGGGGCUCUCCUCCUAGAAGUGGGACCAUCGAGAUCUCUGUUAUCAUUCUAGAUGCGAAUGACAAUGCUCCCAAAUUUACGCAAGAGCGUUAUAUUGCAAAGCUUCUGGAGAACAUGCCAGAAGGUACUGUGGUUCUGACUGUGCUGGCAACUGAUCUGGAUGCAGGAAUUAAUGGGGAAAUUUCCUAUCAACUCAAUGAAGCAGUACAUCAGAGCAACUCAGCGUUUGUGAUUGAUCCCAUAAGUGGUGAAAUUAAACUCACAAAAUCUCUGGACUUUGAGGCAGCUGACACUCACGAGCUGACUGUUAGGGCCAGAGAUGGUGGAGGGCUCUCAGCAAUCUGUAAGGUGUUGGUGGAGGUGGUGGAUGUGAAUGACAAUGCCCCAGAGCUGGUGGUCAGUUCCUUCAGCAGUCCCCUCCCCGAGAACACAGUGCCCGGCACGGUGGUUGCCCUGUUUAUGGUCAGGGACCGGGAUUCUGGUGCCAACGGGAAGAUCUCCUGUGCCCUGGAGGAUCAGCUCUCCUUCUCCCUGCGGCCAGCCUAUAAGAAUUACUAUGAGCUGGUGACAGUGAGCGCGCUGGACCGCGAGGAGACGCCUCAGUACAUCCUCAGUGUCACGGCAGCAGAUGCGGGCUCGCCUCCUCUCACCAGCACGCAGACCUUCACCGUGGACAUCUCGGAUGUCAAUGACAACGCGCCCGUCUUCAACCAGACCUCCUACAGCAUGUACGUGCGUGAGAACAGCGUGCCCACGGUGUUUGUGGGAGCCGUGAGCGCUGCAGAUGCUGACGUGGGGCUCAAUGCCAAGGUGACCUAUUCCCUGGCCCCAGAGCAAGGGGCAGGGCGGGCCUGGUGCUCCUGCAUCUCUGUGGACUCGGAGAAGGGACACGUGUUUGUGCUGCGGCCCCUGGACUACGAGCACUUGAGGCAGACCGAGGUGACGGUCAGUGCCUCUGACGCGGGCUCUCCUCCCCUGAGAGCCAACGUCACUGUGCGCCUGGUCGUGCUGGACGAGAAUGACAACGCCCCGCUCGUGCUCUACCCAGCCCAGGACGGCAGCCCGGCCUCCAGUGAGCUGGUGCCCGUGUCGGCCGAGGCGGGCUACCUCAUCAGCAAAGUGGUGGCCGUCGAUGCCGACUCGGGACAGAACUCCUGGCUCUCGUACCAGCUGCUGAGGGCCACCGACCCAGGGCUGUUUUCCGUGGGCCUCCAAAGCGGGGAGGUGCGUCUGAGGAGGCCGGUGACAGAGAGAGACAGCGUGAAGCAGAAGCUCGUUGUCCUGGUCAGAGACAACGGCAAGCCCCCGCUGUCAGCCACGGCAGCUCUGAGCGCUCUGCUGCUCAAGGACUUCUCAGACGUGCGCCUGCCGCACAGCAGCCCGGCCACCGAGGAUCAGGGCGGCUCCCUGACCACCUACUUGAUCAUUUCCUUGGUCUUUGUCUCACUCCUCUUCCUCAUCUCCACCGCAGUCUUGGUCGCUCGCAAGGCGUGCAGGAGGAAGGAGCUGAAGGCUGGCCCUGUGCUUUAUGCUGCCGACACCUUGCAGAGCGGCCUGGCCGAUGCAGCCGCUGCAGGGACCCUGCCCCGCGCCUAUUGCUACGAGAUCAGCCUGACCACGGGCUCGGGCAACAGCGAGUUCAAAUUCCUCAAGCCCAGCCUGCCCAGCCUGCCCCCUCAGCACUGCGCCGUGGGCCAGGGCCCAGAUGAGGAACAGGAUUUCCCCAGUGUCCCUGUCAGCACCGAGGACAUGGCCCCAGGCAAUGCUGGGGCUCUCUCUGCAGGACAGUUCAACGCUCUUUCCUUUAACUAG
Pyrgilauda ruficollis (rufous-necked snowfinch) is the source of this 2647-nucleotide messenger RNA. Its product is annotated as protocadherin beta-15-like. The record is from RefSeq and is a predicted model, not a curated record. NCBI's taxonomy places the organism in Eukaryota, Metazoa, Chordata, Aves, Passeriformes, Passeridae. Bases 206 to 2647 code for a protein of 813 amino acids. Gene Ontology annotation, molecular function: calcium ion binding. Gene Ontology annotation, biological process: homophilic cell-cell adhesion. Gene Ontology annotation, cellular component: plasma membrane. The transcript has a single exon.